UUUUUUUUUCUUUCUCUUUUAUAAUCACUUAUCUUUCUCUCUUUUUACUAUGUUGCGUCAAUCAGUGCUCCACCAACCAUUUUCUGUUGGCAUCGGUAAUGCUUCUUCAAAUGAAGUUGCUAUUCAAAAAUCCUUGUUGCUUGAUAUUGUCAACGAGAAUCAUCAUUUAUAUCAAAUGGAAGUUAGAGAUAGACCAAACAACAUUAUCCGUGUCCUUGUUGAGUUACAUAAAUUAGGAGCAACUCAGGAACAACUUUCUAUGGCCUAUCAAAAGACCUUACUUGAAGUGGAACCUAUCCGGUUAUCUGAUUCCCAUAAAAUUAAUGAGAGAAACUGGCAAGAGUUUCUCGGAUUAUCAUCGUUUUAUGGUGAUUACCUGGUAUUCUUUGACAACCAAUUGUCGCUGUUGGGAUUAGAUGAGACACUCGACCGAUACUUUUAUUCUAUCCCUCCUUCGAUGGGAUCGCAACUACAACCUAUAGUGCAACUUGCAUUUGGUAUUGAACAUGAUUUACCCCAAAUAGUCACACAAGCACUUGCUUACUACACUACAUCAUACCUCGAUGUCUCGAGUAUUCUUGACUAUUGUGAUGACCCAGCAUCAAACUCUAAUUCAAGGGCCUCACAGGAUGCUCUAAAUACUAUUCUUUUCGAUCUUAUUCGAGCGGACCAACGCUUUGAUGGUAAAAUUGAAGGCUACAACACUUUUCAAUCUGCUGUCAAGCUCCUAUUAAAAAGCAAAUAUGACUUACUCAAGACAUACGUAAAGACAUGGUCCACGCUCUCAGAUUCCGAGAGUCGGUUAGAAGCCCUUGUAUUUUCAGCUACCACCUUGUACAAGAUGGCCUCACGACAGCAACACGAUGCGGCACAUGUUGACCUUGACUGGUUCUUAGCAAGCGGACAAUUGAUCGAUGCUACACUAGCGAUCAAGCAAAUCAUGCGCCCCGACUUUUUAGAGGAUUGGGUCAAUCUUCUAUUUUUAAAUACACUGUGCACUUAUGUGGUACAGGGCAGACCUAUAAAUAACAAGAACAGCAAACAACAAAUGGAACAUACCAAUUUUGAAUCAUGCACAGCAACCAUACUUCACAACUCUUUAGAUCCUAAACUUGUUCUGGCUUUUACGUCUUUGCUUAAGGUGACAGAACAAUAUCCUCAUUUCAGUUCACUGUGCCUUGAUGUUGCUAACAUGCUCGCUUUGUUCUCAAAAGAUGGUACUUGGAUUAAAGGUGGUCUUGGUUGGACUUGUUGAAAAUGUUUUUAUUUUUCUGAAUACAGUUGUUCUAUAUAUCCAAUUGAUAAAAAGUUUAUUUCUGAACUGAAAA
Gilbertella persicaria is the source of this 1328-nucleotide messenger RNA. RefSeq lists its product as uncharacterized. Bases 50 to 1255 code for a protein of 401 amino acids. Gene Ontology annotation, molecular function: oxidoreductase activity. The transcript has 3 exons. The record is from RefSeq and is a predicted model, not a curated record. NCBI's taxonomy places the organism in Eukaryota, Fungi, Mucoromycota, Mucoromycetes, Mucorales, Choanephoraceae.